AAUUAAAUAAUCGUAUUAAUUGCAUUGAUGAGUCAUCAUUUAUUAUCUUCUAUUAUCAAGUUUUAACAUAUUAUUAUAUUUGCCACAUAAGACCUGAAAUAAAAUAACUCUUGACAUAAAAUAUUGUCAUUAUUUGUUGGCAUAACUGCACAGCUGUAAAAUAAAAUAAGUAAUUUAUUACUAUUACAUUACUUACUACAAUCUGGUAGAGCUAUAGAAUAUAACAUUACCUACAACUCUCACGUUCUGCCAACAAAUAAGUGUCUAACUUAGUGUGUGUUAAAAAAUAAUAACUGUGAGUACUUAUCGAGGACCAGUAUGUCGAACAGAGAUACCGCUUUGCAGAAUUUCAUCUUAUUCGACGAAGAAACAGUGUCCGUAAACGCAUCGAAUCCGGUGAGUCCGAUUCAACUAGAGCCGACGUCUGCGAUUAUUGCUAUUGGAUAUGUUCCCAAUUACGCUACAAGGUUCGCUGUAAAUUUAACAUGUCACGCAACUGGAAAUAUUGCAUUUCAUUUAAAUCCGCGGUUAGACAGAGGAUAUAUCGUGAGGAAUUCAAAAAUAAACGGCUAUUGGAAUGAAGAAGAGACAUGUUCGCCAUUUACUUCAUGUAGCGGGUUAUUACAGCGGAAUUCAUAUUUUCAUUUGGUCAUUUUUUGUUCUUACAAGGAAUUUUAUGUUUCCAUAAAUGGCAAACAUUUUUGUACAUUUGCAUACCGAUUGCCAUUAGAAUCAAUAACAAACUUCGAGUAUGACGGUGACGUGGAAGAUAUCCGGAUUCGUUUGAAAAGACUUUACAUAUAUCCUGACCCGAAGAUUAUUAAAUCAACACUUAAGCUUGAACUGACGGACCAAGGACCUCUUACUAAACCAAAAGUACCCUCGACAAUAUUUAUCCAAGACUUUAACCACGGGACGCGAAUAUUCAUAAAAGGUCGCUUGAAACUUCUACCUCAAUCGUUUUAUGUUAAUCUCCAGUCUAGUCCAUUGAUGUACCCGCAUCCAGAUAUUGCUUUACACUUAAAUCCGCGUUUUUACCAUGGAAACCGUUCACCGUUCGUUGUGAUGAACUGUUGGAAAGCUGGUUCUUGGGGUCAUGAGGAACGACACGAAGGACAUUUAUCCUGGGCGCCUGGUAGAGAAUUUCUUCUAACAAUCCGCUGUGAGUAUGACGGUUACAUAAUCUGGCUGAACAAUAAAAUAAUCGGAGAAUUCAAGCACCGAGUAGAUCCCACGAUCGUCGACACCCUGCUAAUAACCGGCGACAUAGUUCUGUACGAGCUGGCAUUAAAAAAUCUGGAAGAAGCCUGCGAAUAGUCUUAGCCAAUACUAAGACAAUCCAUCAUCACGAGACUUAAUUUUUAUUAUAAUAUAAUAUUAUAUAAUAUAACAUAACAUUAAAUAUAAAAGAAAGAAAAAUGAGCUAUAACAAAGUUGCAAAUCAAAAAAUAAGUGAAAGUAAAAAGAUGACAAGUGGAUGAACGGGCUAUUUUUAUAUGGAUUUAUUUAAUUAUCAAGUCAAGCCUUUGUCAAGUUUCUAAUCUUCAACGUUGCGUGAAGUACUUUUUUUUUAUUGUAUAUUUUUUUAAUCUUCCAUUGCAUAAAAAUUGCCCGUCUUCCACUUGUUCGUAGAUUUUACUUGCUUCGAUUAAAAUUAUACACUCACUAAUAUUUAUAAAUAUAUAUGAA
Molecule: messenger RNA, 1689 nt
Organism: Cotesia congregata
Lineage: Eukaryota; Metazoa; Arthropoda; Insecta; Hymenoptera; Braconidae
Source: the annotation of a GenBank genome assembly